This is a messenger RNA of Dreissena polymorpha, 672 nucleotides long. RefSeq lists its product as uncharacterized. The coding region runs from base 1 to 672 and encodes 223 amino acids. Gene Ontology annotation, biological process: detection of mechanical stimulus. Gene Ontology annotation, molecular function: calcium channel activity; calcium ion binding. The record is from RefSeq and is a predicted model, not a curated record. NCBI's taxonomy places the organism in Eukaryota, Metazoa, Mollusca, Bivalvia, Myida, Dreissenidae. Gene Ontology annotation, cellular component: membrane. The transcript has 2 exons.
AUGUCCGUAUUCAAAGAGGACAAGAAGGCGUUUAUCAACUUCUAUCACAUUGCUCUAUGGAACGACAUGCUCGUGCUCCUGUUGGGAAUCCUCUGCUUUAUGGCCACUCUACGACUCAUCAACGUGCUCGGCUACAGCAAGCGCACCGGCACCGUGGUACGGGUCUUCAAGAAGGCCGCCUCGCAGCUCAUCUGGUUCGGUCUGUUCUUUACCGCCUGCUUCACCAUUUACUGCAUCCUCGGCUGGUUGCUAUUUGGCACCCAUCUCCAGUACUACAAGGACAUCUUCUCUUCCUUUCGGACCAUGUUUCUCAGCAUGAUCGGCAAGAACAGGUUCACGGAGAUGGAUAACAUGAGCCCCUACAUGGCUAAGAUUUACUUUUUGUUCUUCAUCGGCGUCAUGAUCUACCUUGUCUUUACAAUAUUCCUGGCGCUACUCAGCAAGGCAAUCGAUUAUGUACACGAUGAAGCCAAGAAGGACACGGGCGAUGAAAUGGUUGACUUUGUAUUGAAGAAAUUAAAAAGACAGAAAAGACAGAAAAUCAGUUACAAGAUUAGAAAAGAUGAGUCACAGCAUCCGGCUCCGCGGAUCGUGUACACUAACAUGGGCGCCUUAGAGGAUAUCCGGAACUCGCUGCAGUGCGCCCUCAUAUCCCACAAGCGCGGCAAGUAG